AUGGCCACCCUGAAACUAGAGUACCUGCAUAAGUUUGUCGAAUUUUACAAUUUUCCAGGAACGGAUAACGGAUUCUGCCACAGGAAUUGCAGCGUUUCCGAUUGCCAGAGCCAGAAAUGCAUCGAAGAGUGUGAAAGACAUUGCUGGAGAAAGACGAAAGAGACUCACCAGAUUAUCACGCAAUACGAGGAAUGUAGAACAAAUGAUUGUAACAAUGACAACGACGGUGGGAAAAAGGAUAGCGUUUUGAGGGCCACCAAUUUCACGACACACAUCGGCAUUAACAAUAUUAUUAAUAACGUUCACCCAUCUUAUUCAGAAGACGAAGGGUCGUCCAGAAAUAAUUGUUCCUGUUCGCCAUAUAAUCCUUACUGUAAUUGCAAUCCGUUUUUUGGAUCAAUGAUGACGCCGCAGGUUCAAAUGGUACCGCAAAUCCAAAUGGUGCCGCAAAUUCAGUUGGUGCCGCAAGUCUCUUACGGGUACAAUUUCGGAAUUGGCGGUGCAUGUAUACCACCAAUGGCGUGGCCCUGUUGGCAACAGAGACAGUCGGGCCCCGAUUGUUCCGGUUGCUGGAAUCGUUUUGCGCGAUACAGAUGUGACGUUUCAUGUUAUUAUGGAAAUGAACCGACUAACACCAGUCAAGCACCAAGGCUUCCUCCACCAGGACAAAACCCUUGCAGAAGUCCUGAAUGUAUUGGAGGUACUUGAAAGAAACGUGGAAUCCUAGGUGCAAGGAUCGAAAUCAUUGAAGGAAUGGAAUAGAUUUUUGACACUUAAGUAACGUGAAG
Orussus abietinus is the source of this 788-nucleotide messenger RNA. RefSeq lists its product as uncharacterized. The record is from RefSeq and is a predicted model, not a curated record. The coding region runs from base 1 to 708 and encodes 235 amino acids. The transcript is spliced from 5 exons. NCBI's taxonomy places the organism in Eukaryota, Metazoa, Arthropoda, Insecta, Hymenoptera, Orussidae.